Volvox carteri f. nagariensis is the source of this 1200-nucleotide messenger RNA. RefSeq lists its product as uncharacterized. Gene Ontology annotation, cellular component: nuclear pre-replicative complex. The transcript is spliced from 5 exons. Gene Ontology annotation, molecular function: protein binding. The record is from RefSeq and is a predicted model, not a curated record. Gene Ontology annotation, biological process: DNA-templated DNA replication; rRNA processing. NCBI's taxonomy places the organism in Eukaryota, Viridiplantae, Chlorophyta, Chlorophyceae, Chlamydomonadales, Volvocaceae. Bases 3 to 1007 code for a protein of 334 amino acids.
CGAUGAGUUUAAAGGGCGAUUUUACACCUAAGGGAGUAUGCGUGCUUGGGUCGCAACGUUUUGCGGCGGUGCAAGCGGACAGACACAGCGUGCAGUUCUUCUCCUUUUCGCAUGAACCCCACGGCCAUGCGCUACUGCCGGAAGCUGUAUCGGUUCUGGCUGCGACUGCGGACGGCCACUACCUUGCCGGAGGAGCUAGCAGUGGGACGUUGUACCUUUGGGAGCUAUCCUCAGGUCGGCUCGUAUGCACAUGGCCUGCACACUACAAGGGUGUUACGACGCUGCUGUUCAUUAACGGCAACUCCAUGUUACUAUCUGGCGGGGAGGACACAAUGCUGCAUGCAUGGCUGCUAGCAGAUUUGCUUGACCCUCUCUUGGGCCUAGACCAGGCAGGCCAUGUAGAGGCGAACCCCAAGCCGCUUCACACGUGGUGCGACCACACAAUGCAGGUAACUGCACUCGCAGCGGGGAUAGGCGAGGCGUCAACGGUUUUGGUCAGCGCCUCUUUGGACCGCACAGUGAAGCUGCGAAGGCUUGCUGACGGUUGCCAGUUAUGCUCGCUGGUGUUGCCGGCGGCCAUAAAUGACAUUGCACUCGAUGCUGGCGAGGAGACAAUUUAUGCGGCUGGCGUGGAUGGCUUUGUGUAUGCUUUAGCACUGGGAGCGGAUAUAGACGUCUCAAGGAGUAGCGCCGCUGCAGUGGUGCCCGCCGCUGGAUUACGUUAUGACGUGCAGGAUGGUCGUGGUUACCAGGUCUUCGUGGGUCACAGCUGUUCAGUGACCUGCCUGACGUUGGCAUCGUUUGACCCUCGUAUGGGCAGAAACGGCAUAGAGAUGCAGUGCAGGAACCACGAGUUGCUAAUAUCUGGCUCUGAUGAUGGCACUGUGCGCAUUUGGGACCUUGACAGUGGGCAGACAGUGCAGGCAGCUUUAAAGAGCGAAGAUUUCCCAGGUCUUCAAUACAAGAUAGAGUAUCUGGAACUGGGUCGGAAGACUUGGAAUGGCUGAUGGUCUUCACUAACCUCAAAACGAGCAUGCCAUAGACUGAUGUAGCUACGGGGUGGUUUGACAGGUUACAAGGCAGAUGUACUUAAGGUAUGGGACCCGCCUGGGAAGGUGUUGUUGGUGUCCCUUCGGUCUCGUUAAUCCCAUCGACACGUGUUCUACAUUGUAUGUUGGGUUGGGUAAAUGGUAUGGCUUU